This is a messenger RNA of Betta splendens (Siamese fighting fish), 2659 nucleotides long. RefSeq names its product transglutaminase 8 (gene tgm8). Gene Ontology annotation, biological process: peptide cross-linking. The transcript is spliced from 15 exons. Gene Ontology annotation, molecular function: protein-glutamine gamma-glutamyltransferase activity. The coding region runs from base 57 to 2333 and encodes 758 amino acids. NCBI's taxonomy places the organism in Eukaryota, Metazoa, Chordata, Actinopteri, Anabantiformes, Osphronemidae. The record is from RefSeq and is a predicted model, not a curated record.
GGACCCACCUCCUCCUGGUUCCUUGUGCCACCCUUCUCUUCACUAUUGUACUUGUGAUGGCAGCAUCUGUGUUUAAUCACUGCAGGAUUUCUUGGGAGCGCUGGAGUCGUUUGGAAGUGGGCUGGGCUUGGCUGAGUAUAAAUCCAUCAGCUCCAAAUCACUUGUCACUGUGCUCCCGCCUGCCAACGCAUCCACACCCACUCUGUGUCUACACCUGCCACCGGAGGAGAGCGCAUGCAGAGAUGGCAGCAGACAGUAAAGCGUCCAUUUUCAAGGAGGUGGAUCUCAACACGAAGACCAACGGCCGCGAACACCACACCAGCGGCCUGUGCGCGGACGCGCUGGUCGUGAGGCGAGGCCAGCCGUUCACCGUGACCCUCCGACUGACGCAGGGCUUCGACCCCACCGUGCACGCGCUGACGGUGGCCGCGGAGACCGGAGAGGCUCCGUCCGAGGACCGGGGCACGCGCUCCUGCUUCGGCAUCCCGGACCGCGAGGGGCGUUCACCGUCCGCCAAGGCGGUCUGGAAGAUCGAGCUUGACGAGAGCUCGGCUGCGGCCGCGGGCGUCCUGGUGCUGGCCAUCACCCCCCACGCCAGCGCCCCCGUGGGCCGCUACACGCUCACCGUGAGGCACGGGGACGCGCAGACGGUGCUGGCCCGGCCGGCGGUGCUCUUCAACCCGUGGUGCCCAGAUGACUGGGUGUUUCUGCCCGAUGAGAGCGAGAGAGGAGAGUACGUCAUGAACGAGCAAGGAGUCAUUUUCAAGGGAAGUGGAUCCUAUAUCACGCCCGUGCUCUGGGACUUUGGACAGUUUGAGGACAACAUGGUGAACAUCUGUCUGAAGUUACUGGACGUCAACAACAAGCACCUGCAGAACGCGGCCGAGGACGAGUCCGCUCGCUGUAACCCCAUCUACGUGGGCCGCGUGGUCAGCGCCAUGAUCAACUGUGCGGACGACCGCGGCGUGUUGGAGGGGAACUGGGGGUCCUCGUUCCGGGGCGGCGUCGCUCCGUCCCAGUGGACCGGCAGCUACGCCAUCCUCAGGAAGUGGUUCUACAGCGACUGCAGCCCCGUCAAGUACGGACAGUGCUGGGUGUUCGCUGCCGUGAUGUGUUCAGUGAUGCGUCUGCUGGGCAUCCCCUGCCGGGUCGUCACCAACUACGAGUCGGCCCAUGACAACGACGGGAACCUGAUUAUCGACGAGUACCACGCCGAUUACGGCGUCAGGGAGAAGGAGAGUGCAGACAGCGUGUGGAACUAUCACGUGUGGGUGGAGGCGCAUAUGAGGCGUCCGGACCUGGCGGCAGACGGGACAUAUGACGGCUGGCAGGUUUUGGAUCCAACUCCACAGGAGAAAAGCGAGGGCGCGUACUGCUGCGGCCCAGCCUCGGUCAAAGCCAUCCUGAACGGGGACACAAACCUUAAAUAUGACGUCCCGUUCAUCUACGCCGAGGUCAACGCCGACUGUAUCGACUGGUUGGUCAAAGCCGACGGCUCCAAGGUGAAUAUUUUCUCAGACACCAAGCGAGUGGGUCAGAACAUCUCCACCAAGGCUGUGGGCAGCAACAAGAGGGUGGACAUCACGGACACCUACAAGUACCCAGAGGGGACCGACAAGGAGAGAGAAGUGUACAAACACGCCACCGCCGUGAAUGCUAACAACGAGGCGGCGAAGGACGGAGAGGUGCCUCCCGUGACCCUGACCUUUGAGGAGGUGUCCCGGCCCGUGAACGGCCAGGACGUGAGCCUGAAGCUGGUGCUGCGCAGCUCCGGCGCCGGCGCCAGGCCCGUGUCCGUCAGCAUCAGCGUCCAGGGCAUGACGUACAACGGGAGGCCAGCCGUCAACAUCAGCAGCGACGCCAAGGAGGAGACGCUGGCGCCUGGAAGAGACACGUCCAUCCCCAUCCUGGUUCCCUUCUCCACCUACAGCAAACACAUGGUGCAGUGUGACAGCAUGAAGAUUUCAGGCCUGGUCACCGACAAACAGAAGCCUGACGACAAAUACUUAGCUCAGCGCGACAUUGUGUUGGCGAACCCUCCGCUCGACAUCACCGUGUCUGGUGACAUCAGAGUGAACCGUGAAGCAAGCGUGGAAGUGGCUUUCACGAACCCGAUCAACGAGCUGCUGAAGAACUGCUCUCUGACCGUCUCCGGCAGUGGACUAAUGCAGGAGCAGAGAUUUGCGCUUCCAGAUCUGCAGCCAAAGAAACGAGCGCGUGCCAAGUUCCAGAUUUCUCCCUACAAGAACGGGGAGAAGACCCUCAUCGCAAACUUUGACUGCUCCGCGUUCAGAAACAUCAAGAAAAGCUGCAGUGUCAUUGUCAAACCUUAAGUCUCAGUUUUUACCGUUUACAAGCUGUUUGUUUACUGCUUUACUCUGCAAAAUGUCACAUUACCCCAAAGUUGUUCUUAACGGGGACAUCUGGCUCUUUAGCUGCUUGAAUCUUUGCACUAACAAAUAUGGCCUUUUGUACCUUAACAGGGCUAAACGUUCGUCUUCCUUCUAGAGCGCCUCCUUGUGGUAGAGAAUGACUCCUACGUCUGAAACAUUGUACGCUCAAUAGUACUUGUGUUGCAAUAAUUUCUCCUAAAGUCCUAACAAGUAUUAAUAUUAAUAUGUUUUAUUACUAUUCUUCAGCAUAAAAAUUGUACUUUUAA